AUUCAAAACAGGAAUUCUCAUGCUGAAUAUGGGAGGCCCAGCAGACACCUCUGACGUUCAUAAUUUUCUCCUCAGACUUUUCUCUGAUGAAGACAUCAUAAAAUUGCCUUUUCAGAGUAUACUUUCCCGAAUCAUAGCCUCUCGCAGGGCACCCAAAGUUGAGGCACAAUAUUCACUUAUUGGAGGGGGCUCACCCAUCCAUCAUUGGACAGCAACACAAGGAAAGGCAAUGGUGGACAUCUUAGAUCAAAUUUCACCAGGAUCUGGUACGUUAACUUUUUUUACUUUAAUCACAGCACCACACAAAUUUUAUGUUGGCUUUCGUUACGCCCAUCCCCUCGUCGAAGAAGCUAUUAAUCAAAUUGAAAGUGAUGGAAUUGAGCGAGCCGUUGCUUUUAGUCAGUAUCCGCAAUACAGUUGUGUAACUUCUGGAAGUAGCUACAAUGCAAUUGCUAAGCACUACAAUGAUCCUAGGAAGUAUGGUUUGGCAGGCAUUGACAACAUUCCUGCACCUGGAAGAAAGCCAGGACCGCUUUGGUCCUUUUUAGACAGAUGGCCGACUAACACGCACUUAGUUGAUGCUAUUGUGAUGCAUUUAAAAUCCGAAGUCGAUCAGCUCGAGAAAACACACCAUACACGAGAUGCCGUUGUCCUGUUUAGCGCUCAUUCCAUUCCGAUGGAGGUCGCUAAAAGAGGUGAUCCCUAUCCA
Protopolystoma xenopodis is the source of this 709-nucleotide messenger RNA. The record is from the annotation of a GenBank genome assembly. Lineage: Eukaryota; Metazoa; Platyhelminthes; Monogenea; Polystomatidea; Polystomatidae.